Messenger RNA from Rhipicephalus sanguineus (brown dog tick), 4209 nucleotides. RefSeq names its product DNA repair protein RAD50 (gene rad50). Bases 89 to 4006 code for a protein of 1305 amino acids. The record is from RefSeq and is a predicted model, not a curated record. The transcript has a single exon. Gene Ontology annotation, molecular function: ATP hydrolysis activity; G-quadruplex DNA binding; double-stranded telomeric DNA binding. Gene Ontology annotation, biological process: telomere maintenance via telomerase; chromosome organization involved in meiotic cell cycle; double-strand break repair. Lineage: Eukaryota; Metazoa; Arthropoda; Arachnida; Ixodida; Ixodidae. Gene Ontology annotation, cellular component: Mre11 complex; condensed nuclear chromosome; nucleus.
CUUCCGCUGCGCGGGAAUGCGCAUCGUCUCCCGCCUCUUAGGCGGUGAUUAGAUUUUGUUUCUUGCAAAGUCACUUUACUGCCUCAAAAUGUCGAUGCUCGAAAAGCUACAGAUUCAGGGCAUAAGGAGCUUCGGUCCGCAAGAAGCUGACAGGCAAAUUAUAACCUUUUUCUCCCCGCUGACGCUAAUUCUUGGCAGCAAUGGCACGGGCAAGACGACCAUCAUCGAGUGUCUGCGCAAUGCGACUACGGGCGACUUGCCUCCGGGUCAAGGUAAAGUGUUCAUCCACGACCCGAAGCUCAACAGUGAGACCGAGGUGAACGCCCAGAUUAAAUUGAAGUUCAUCGACGUCACGGGCUGCGCCAACGUGUUGACGCGAAGUUUCCUUUUGCGUCAAAGCAAGACGAACACUACGUUCAAGACCGUCGACUCAGCGCUUGUCCAGUACGCGAAAGACGGCACGAAGACCGUCGCCACGCCGAGGUGCUUCGACGUCGGCGCCACUGUCAUCGAACUUUUGGGCGUCCCGCGUGCCAUACUGGAGAACGUCAUCUUCUGCCACCAGACUGAUUCUAACUGGCCACUCUCAGAGGGUCAGGCGCUCAAGACCAAGUUCGAUAACAUAUUCGCGGCAACCCAGUACAUAAAGGCCCUGGAGCAGAUUCGCAAGCAGAAAAUAGAGUACACAAGCGGCAUGAAGAUGAUGAAGGAAACCAUCAAGUUCCUGCAAGCGAACAAGGAGAAAGCCGACGAGUACGAAGAUGAGGUCGCAAAGUCCGAGCAGCGACUUGAAGACUGUGCCAGCACGAUACGCGACAUUCAAGAUAGGCUGGAACCGCUGAGCACUGCUUGGAAGGCGCUCGAAGAGAAGCUGGACAAGGAGCGAAACCUUCAGCAAAAGCUCUCUGCUGAAAAGGAGCAGCUUCAGUACACAGAAAACGAGAUCAAGCGAAUCACAUUGAACCUGAAAGAUGUCUUUGCCGGUACUGAGGAGCAGUUAAAGCAGGAAAUCGAAAAUUUUCAAAUUAAGAUGCUUGAGGACAAGGCAUCUCUAGAGAGGGAGAAGACAGCCCUCCAGGAAGCGUGCUCGCUGUUGAGCACAAAUAGCGACGAGCACAAAAAGCUGCUGCCCGUGUUGGGUCACUUGCAGAGUGAACAGCAGGCUGUCCAGGAGACAUCGCAGAAAGUUGAACUAAAGUUGGAACGACUGAACAAAAACCAAUGUUUAAAUGUUGAUGUCAUGUCCAGCGAUUCUCUCAAGGACAAGGUUAUGGCUGUCCUUGCCGGACUUGAGAGGAAAAAGAAUGAAACCCAAAGACGUUUUCAGGAUGCAAAGCAGGAAAGUGAGGAGCAGGAGAAGGCUCUGCAAGGAAGAAUAGACUCUGCACGUGAGCUGAAGUCAAAGUGUGAGCAGAAACUAGAUUCUGCACGAAAAAGCAUUGACGAAAACAGCAAGGAGAUUAUGAGGAUUCGCAAGGAACUCCUUGAUGCCAAGACUUACAGCUCUCAGGUGAGAGAUCUGAACAGUGAGAUCGAGAGGUUCAAGCAGGAGAUCGGAGCUCUGGAAGGGGAGGACACCCGUGAAGGCCUGCGAGAGAAGAUUGACAGCAGCCAAGCACUGAAAGAUGAAAUCGCCGGCAAGCUGGACAAGCUCAAUGCAGACCUCCUUAGUGCCCAGCGUUUCAGUAAAGAGCAGGCGGAGCUCGAUAGGAUCAGACAGGACAUUGAAGAGAAGUCUGCGGCACUUAAAUCGCUUAUAGAUGAGAACAAGGAAAAAUUUGCAGAGCUUCUCGGCAGUGUGCCCACAUCAGACUUUGGCAAGCGUGUGAAGGAAGUUACAGCACAAAUUGAAAGUGAUGUCAGUUGCCUCCGGAGCACGGUAAGCAAGCUCCAUGCGAAAAAGAGCUCUCUGGAAGCGCAGCUUAAGAUGCAUGCUGAGGACUUGAGAAACAAGGAGAACGAGCUUGAAAAGAGCCGGAAAAAGAUUGUUGCGGUCUGUGGUUCCGAAAACUUGGAUGAAAGUAUAAGCGACCUCAGUCAGUUCAUUGAAAAAGUGCGCGAAGAAACUGGCUCGCUGAGUGGGAAGCUUGCCCUGUACAAAAGUUACGCCAGGUCCCUGAGAGCAAAACCGUGUUGCCCGCUCUGCAAACGAGAUUUUGACAAAAGGGAGUUGGUGAAAAACCUCAUUGCCGACCUGGAAAAGAGCAUCGACACACUUCCCUAUGAGACCAAAAGAAAGUCUGACGAGAUUUCCGAAAAGGAAAACCUCUUUAAUGCCAUGCAGCGGCUUAAGGGUGAUGAAACAAAGAUGGCACAGUUGAGGACUCACGACAUUCCAAAGCUGAAGCAGAAGAUUGAGAAACUGAAAGCUGAGCAGGCAUCCCUGGAAGCUCAACUGGCCAAGGAGGAAGAGAUUAUGGAAAACCGCCUGUUUGACGUGGCCAUGGCGAAUUCUGUGGCAAACGAAGCCGAGCACAUUGAUCGCCUGGAGCUCGACAUAAACUCGCUUCGUCGCAGCCUGGCAUCCAAGUCGCCCAGAUUGCAACAGCUUGGCUCUGUUAAGUCCACGGAAAGCAUCCUUUCCGAAAUACAGGACCUCACGAGCCAAGGCAAAGUGUAUGACAAGAACCUGCAUGCCUGCCGUUCCAAGCUGGAACAGCUCCACAGCUUGGACAUGUCUCUCAAGGACGCUCAGAGUGCAAAGUUGCGACUCGAGUCAAAAAUGAAGGAGGAGUCAAUAUUGCACGAGCAAAAGACUAAGCUGGAGUCUGAUAGUGUGACAUUGAAGAGUUCGUUGGAAGCCCUCAGAAAGGAGCUGCAAGAGCACCAACACAAACUGGACAAGGCACAGAAGGCCAAAAGCAAUGCAGCAGGCGAAACUGAGAACCUGCUGGACAGACUGCGGUCAGAGGUAAGCCAGCGCGCAUUGGAAAUAGAGGACCUUCGGAAGCACUUUGACAAGAUUCAGGAGUACAGUGCCAGCGGAAACCCUCAGAGGCUGUUAGAUGUGAGGAAGAAGCUGGAGUCGCUGAGGGAACAUGGUCGAAAACUAGAAACUGAAAAGGAAGAGAAGGCUGCUCAUGUGAGGCGCCUUGAGCAAGGUCUGUCGCGGCAGGAACUGAGAGAGCGUGAACUAAAGGACAACUUGCAUGUGAAGGAGCUUCAGAAGAGAAAGCAGCAGCAUGUUGACAAGAUGGAGGAAAUCAGGGAUGACAUGAGGCGCUGCGGGCUGGGAAACCUCGAUGCCGAGAAGCAGAAGAUUUUAGAAAAGAUUGAGAAGCUCAAAAGGGACAAGAGAGCAACGGAGAUUCAGGAAGGCGAGCUCAGGGUGAAGAUCGCCGCUGCCAAGAAGGAGCUCAGCGGGCACUUCAAGGACGCCGGGAAAAAAUACACGAAAGCGCUGACUGAGAUGCACGUGAAGGAGUUCAUAAGCAAGGACCUUGACAUGUACUACCGAGCUCUCAACUAUGCCGUGCUGAAGUACCACGAGCAGAAGAUGAAGGACAUCAACCGCGUCAUCAAGGAGCUCUGGCAGGACACCUACUGCGGCGAUGACAUUGACUACAUCCAGAUCAGGACCGACACGGACAACAAGGGCCUUGAGAGCUCUCGCCGUUCCUACAACUACCGGGUGGUCAUGGUGAAGGGAAAAGUGGAGCAGGACAUGCGAUGCCGCUGCAGCGCGGGCCAGAAGGUGCUUGCGUCGCUCAUCAUUCGGCUGGCACUUGCAGAGAACUUCUGCCACAACUGCGGCAUACUCGCUCUGGACGAGCCGACCACGAACCUGGACCGGAGCAACAUCCAUGGCCUUGCGUUGUCGUUGGGAAAGAUUGUCCAGGCACGUAUGAACCAACGAAACUUCCAGAUGAUCGUCAUCACCCACGACGAAGAGUUUAUGCGGCUCCUGAGUGAGCGCAACGGUCACGCCGAGUACUUUUACAAGGUCGAGAAGUCCGACGAAGGCUGCUCACGCCUGACCAAGUGCCGGCUCAGCACCAUCAUGUAGCCUCCACAUUUUUCAAGACUUUGUGUUCCACAAGACUGUGAUAAGAGUGUUACACGUGUAGGGAUGUGUGUGUACAAGAAAGCAGGAAAGCUUCUUGUUAUAUACGUUAUGAGAAGACUGAAUAUUAUUUUCUAAAUUAAUAACUGUAUUCUGUGCCUUAGUUAUUAAACGUUGCUAGUACUUCAGAUUCUGGAAAUGUUAGU